UCUAGUAAAGACAAAACACUGGAUGGCAGUCCUUUUCUGAGAGAGAAUGACCAUUACAACUUGCCAGAAGGUUACCCUUAUAUCAUGCUCUGUUCUUUGUGUGUCUCUCUUCCUGCCCAGGAUGCUUUUACCCAGAGGAAAAAAUGAGAGGGGCCAGUCUGAGGUUGGACCUGGGUUUUACCCUCCUGGGAUGCAUCAGCUGUCAGUGUCAGACGACCCAGAGCAGUGGGAAGUGGAUUCUUCUCGCUCCCUCACACACACUGUUGAAGCCAGGGUUAAAGUUCAAAGCACUGGGCAGGGCAAGAAAUACAACCUGAUGGCUCAAGUCAUACCCACAUAUGGCUUUGGGAUUCUGCUUUACAUCCUUUAUAUUAUGUAUAAGCUAACAUGUAAGGGAAAGGUGAAUAAAUCAGGGAUUUAUUCAACAGACAAGACAAAAACCACGCCGAACACAAGAGCUACUGAUUAUGAGCUUGCCAGGCUUCAGGAGAAACUUCUGCAAACAGAAAUGAUGCUCGACAGGAUUGUCUCUGGGAGGAGUCAUUGUUCUUCAAGUGGCAGAAAGCGAAAGAGUAAAACUUCAACAUCAAAGAAGGAAGAAAAACUCCUGAGGCAACUCCGACAGAUCACACUGCUGAUGCAGGAGGGCCGUUUGGAGGGAGCCUCUCCUGAGAUGGAGGCUGAGGAGGUCCCCUACGGUGCAGAUUGGGAAGGCUAUCCAGAGGAGACUUAUCCAGCGUAUGAUGAUUCCUGUGAUAGACAUAAGUAUGAGACUAUUAAGCUGGAGGAGAAUCCCAGCCAACCCACUGCUGAGGCCCUUGCAGAGAGGAUGGAGCAGGAAGAGGAAGAGAUCAUGGCCAGGAAACUCUCCAUUGUGGAAGAGGAAGAUGAAGAGGAAGAGGAAAGGGGGGAAGAAGAAGAUUUAGAUGAGGAAGAAGACGAGGAUGAAUUAGAAGAAGUUGGGGAAGUAGAAGAGGAAGCAGAAGAGGAUAAAGAGCUUGAAUAUGUGGAGGAGGAAGAAGAGAAGAAACAGUUGCUCAUUCCUGCUCCUCUUGUUAUUGGCAGAAAGCAGGAAAGAGUUGGUUUGGAAGUGAGCAAAGAGCUGCAACAACACAGCGGAGGGAAGAAGCAAAUAACCUUCAGUGAGAAGAAACACGUGUUCCACUACCCCAAAGAGGAUACCUACGAGGAAGAGGAGGAAGAAACGGAGGAUGAGGCAGAGGAGGAUAUUGAAGUAAAAGAGGAGGAAGAAGCUGAUGAUGAUGAUGAUGAUCCUCUGAUGGAGGCAGAAAGCCUGCUGUUUAGUUGUGAAAGCUCUUCAAAUCCAGAGGAACAAGCAGAGGAAGAUGAAGAGGAGUAUUUGUUAACUUUGGCACCAAUGGAAGAUGAACAUCUGAUUCAUGCAGACGUCCCAAAAGAGGUCGGACCGAAUGUCCUGAGGAUGAGAAACAGAAGAGAAAGAGAAAGUUUUACAGCAACCUAAUUCUGCCCAUGGAGUAAUCAUUAUCCCUCACAUGUU
This is a messenger RNA of Gambusia affinis (western mosquitofish), 1519 nucleotides long. It is a transcript of the gene ric3a, whose product is annotated as RIC3 acetylcholine receptor chaperone a. NCBI's taxonomy places the organism in Eukaryota, Metazoa, Chordata, Actinopteri, Cyprinodontiformes, Poeciliidae. The record is from RefSeq and is a predicted model, not a curated record. Gene Ontology annotation, biological process: synaptic transmission, cholinergic; protein localization to cell surface. The coding region runs from base 47 to 1483 and encodes 478 amino acids. The transcript has 6 exons. Gene Ontology annotation, cellular component: neuronal cell body; intracellular membrane-bounded organelle; neuron projection.